AUGUCCGAAACCAAUCCGCCCAGUAUUAUUAAGGAUUCCUCUAACGAAUUUAAUUCUAAUAAUUCUAAAAUGGUAAAUAUUGUUAAUAACAAUAAUAAUACUAAUAGCAAGUUCCAGUUGACUGUUAGUUCUAUACAAUCAAAUGAAAAUACAACAAGUAACGUUAAUGUGAUAUCAUCUUCAAGUGUAAACCCACAAAAUUUGAUAAAUGACGAACAAUUCAACAGCUCUGAUAAUAGUAAUAAUUCAAACAUGAUGAAUUUAAAGAAUAAUCAUCAAAUUGGUCAAAACAAUAGCAGCAUUGACAAUAAUAUUAUUAUUGUUUCUGAUACCAUUAAUAAUAAUCCAAUCUCAAAUACUGUUGAAACUGCUACUAUGAAUAAUUCACAAAGCAUAAACUUACCAAAAUCAUCUAAUAGUUCAUCACUAGCAAUGAAUCUCAACGAAAUCUCUAGUAAAUCAAAUAAUACGAUAAUCGACUUUCCGCAAACUCAUAUGAAUAUAUCACACAAUCAAACAAACAACAAUUUUCAUGGAAAUUCGACUGUUACAACUUCUGAUACAGCUAUGUCAAUAAACAACAUUAAUUCGCCAAAUAUUUGUCAAAUAAGUACAGGAGAUAAAACUGAAUCCAAUUCGAUCAAUCCAAUAGUUGAACUAAACAAAAAACCGACCGACAAUGAAAUAAAUAAAUUAAGAUUAUCCACACCUUCUUCACAUAUAAAUAUUCAAGAAAAAAUUAGAAAGCCUUCACAACCGCAUAGCAAUCCUUCACCAGCGUCAUUUACUUCCAGUAUGGAAUCCUCAUCCAAUCAUUUACGCAUGUUUCAAAGAAUGGAUGAGAUGGCUGCUAGAAUGAUUACCAUGGAAGAACAAUUCCUUAAAUUGACAAAAGCAUUUAAUAUACAAAAUAAGACUUUACAAAAGUUAGAAACUGUAAUUAACAAUUUUUCAUGUGAACUGGAACAAAGUAGAAUAACUGAACAAAAAAGACAAGAAUAUAGAAAAAAUGAUUAUUUGGAAAUAUCUAAAGAAAGACAAUUCAUUGUUGAUUUAUUAAAAUCAAUUACAAGUGUUUCUUCAUCGUAUCUAUCACAGAAUAAUCAAACCAGAGUACUUGACAAUGGUACUGGUAAUCAUUAUAACAAUAAUAUUAAGAAUAAUAGUGAUGAUCUGGUUACUGCACACAUUAAUAACCUAUCCACAAGUAUAAAUUCCAAUAAUCAAAAUAUAAACACAACCCAUAGUAAGUUUGUAAAUAAUAAUAAUGGUAAAAGUUCUAUAGCAAGCUUGAAUAUGUCAAACUCAGUCCCUGAAUUACACACUCUACAAUCUUCCUAUUUUGUUCCUUUUAAGAAACAUAUUCGUGGAAACAACAAUUUUGUUUUAAACCCAAAUGGAAUCAAAAAACGGAAAAGAUUUCACACAAAUAAUCGAACACAACAAUCAUCAUUAGUAACAAGUAGUAUCCUACCUUUUAAUAGUGACAGUAGGAAUGAACCUCUGUCAACCAAUGAUAGAAUUAUCAACAAUUCGAAUGUAUUAACAGCAUCAUUAAAUGAUAUCCCCAAACUGAAUGCUUCCACUAAUACAAAAGUAGUACCUGCUACCGCGAUCACAAAUGCUAACUCUAAUGGCAGGCAUCUUAAUACAUUGGAUCCACUUAAUAUUAAUCAUUUCAUAUUUCCAUCUUCUGAACCGGUAAAUACCACCCCAAUUUCAACAACACAUCCAAUUAGUUCAUCGAAUAAUAAUGCUACAACAAUCAGAAACAACAAUCAAGUUGCUAUGAUCCCAAAUAAUGAAUAUAUUAAUCAAGAAUCAACAAAAAUAUCACCUUCUAAUAAUAUGAAUGAUGAUAACGCUAGUCAUACUAAUACAGAAACGAAAUACAAUUUAAAACACACAAAUCCAAGCACCAAUUCGGGAAAUAAAGUUUCUAAUGUUGAAGUUUUAGAGGACGAAGAUGGAUAUCAAGAAGAUGAUGAUGAAGAAGAGAAAGAAGAAGAGUAUAAUGAUGAUCAUCACAGUAUUAAUGGCUCGAAAGACGCCGAAUCUGUUAUCCAUGUAGACGAUGAUGAAGAAGAGGAAUAUGAUGAAGAGGAAGAAGAACAUUGCAUCAAACAAAUAAAUGAAAGUUGCAAUGAGUCAAUUGAAGACGAGGAAGAGGAUAAUGAGGACAUAGUAGACGAAGAAAAUAAUGUGGCUCAAAUGUAUAUAAAUGAUGAUAGGAAAAAGAUUACAACUAAAGGAGUGAAAAAAUCUAGAAACAAAUCCUUGAAAAAAGUUAAAACGAAAAAUAAUGAAAAAACAGAGAAAACUGUUGAAGAAAUCUCAACACCCGAAGUCAAUAAUGAUCUAAAUUAUAAGAUCCUAAAGGCACCUAACACAGUAAGAACUAUUUGGGAGGAAUAUGUUCAUGGAAUUAAUGGGAAUCCAUCAAUUCGAGGUUUAGAGGAAAAGUAUGGCAAUAAAUGGAGGCUAACAAAAAACCGAAAAACUUUCUCUCGUCGCAAGCGUUUAUAUAAAUAUAUUUUGAAUGGGAUUGAUAACGGAAAGACAGCUGAUGAGAUGAUAAAAAUAUUAGAAGAACGACGAUUAUAUAGAGAUGAAAAUGGAGAGGUUAAGAGACGCACCAUUGGUUGGUUGCAGCAAUCUCUAACCGGUAUUUAA
Messenger RNA from Arxiozyma heterogenica, 2673 nucleotides. It is a transcript of the gene HOT1, whose product is annotated as Hot1p. Bases 1 to 2673 code for a protein of 890 amino acids. Gene Ontology annotation, biological process: positive regulation of ribosomal protein gene transcription by RNA polymerase II. Gene Ontology annotation, molecular function: RNA polymerase II cis-regulatory region sequence-specific DNA binding; DNA-binding transcription factor activity, RNA polymerase II-specific. The transcript has a single exon. The record is from RefSeq and is a predicted model, not a curated record. Lineage: Eukaryota; Fungi; Ascomycota; Saccharomycetes; Saccharomycetales; Saccharomycetaceae.